Messenger RNA from Entrophospora sp. SA101, 1112 nucleotides. The record is from the annotation of a GenBank genome assembly. Lineage: Eukaryota; Fungi; Glomeromycota; Glomeromycetes; Entrophosporales; Entrophosporaceae.
AAAAACAAAAAGAUUUAUAUAAUUUCACAUUAGUAAACUCAUCAUGGAAUUAUUCAGCAUCUACUUAUUUAUAUCGUUCGCCAAAACUAAAAGAAUAUGAAUAUGUAAAAAAAUUUAUAGAAACUUUAUUAUUAUCAAAACAAAAAAAAACUUUAUUGCCAUAUAAUGAAAUGGUACGUGAAUGGAAUAUAUUUUAUAUGGAAUUUGCAGAUAUUAUAGCAGAAUGUUGUCCUUUUAUAGAAAAAAUAACUUGUGUUGCAAUAGUAAAAGACAACUUGGAAAAGAAGCCUAUGAUAUUUAAUAAUUUAAUUAAACAUUGGAAUAAUUUAAGAACAAUUUCAUUAUAUAAUUACAGUGGAACAGAUGAAACAUUAAAAUCAAUUAAAGAUUAUUGUCUAAGAUUAGAAGAAAUUAAUUUAGAUAGUAAAUUUAUUACAGAUAUUGGAUUGGUUGAAUUAAUUAAAUCUUGUAGGUUAAUCAAAAGAUUAAAAUUAAAAUGUGAUAACAUAACAGAUGAAAGCAUGAAAGUAAUUUCAAUACAUUGUAAAUACUUAAUUGAAUUACAUAUAUGCGAUUGUAACUUAAUAACAGAUAUUGGAAUUUUAUCAUUAUCAGAAAUUUCUUUUGCAAAAAAUUUAAAUAGGCUUACUUUAGAAAAACUUAACAUUAGAGAAAGUUCAUUAAUAGUUUUGGCAAAAAAUACAAUAAACAUUCAAGAACUUUAUUUUAAAAGAAUCAAUGAAUUAACAGAUGAAGUUAUUUCUUUAUUUGGUGAUAUUAGAAUCAAAAGAGAAAAAUCAAUUAAUAAAUUAAAUUUAAAUAUUUGUUCAAAUAUUCUUGGCAGUGGUUUAAAGGAAUUUCUUGAACUAAAAGAAUUAUCAUUAUUUAUGCAAUCAAUAAAAUUAAAUUAUUUACAAGAAAUAUGUAAUAAUUGUCAAAAAAUUGAAAAACUUACUUUGGAUGUUAAAUUUAUUACUGAUGAUAUUAUAAAUGCUAUAUCAAAACUAAAAAAUUUAAAAUCUUUAGCAAUGUUUUGUGGAAGAGGUUUUGAGGAUUCUGAUAUUUUUGGAUUACGUAGAGAUUGUCCAAAAUUAAACCAAAUUAAUUGUUGA